GUAUUGGCCGCAACGCCGUAACGUCGCGACGUCUGGAUACCGCCUCUUUUGCCUACGAUAUUUACGUCUCCAACGAAAACCGUCAAGCGCGAUAUCGAAAAAUGAGACACCGGUUUGAGCUAGUAAAAAGUCAUUUCAGUCUUCCGAGAUCGGCGCCGCUCCGUAUUACUCCGGUUAUCGCACGACCACGGCCGGAAGUAUAGCGGAUUUCGCGAAAAGGAAGACAAAUGUAACCCGACGCGGGGCGGUGCAUUUUGGCGAGAGAAUAACCUCGCCGAAUCAGUGUGCAAUCUCAAGUCAUAGUGAAUGCAAUGUCAAAGUGAUCUUUGCAAUUGAUCGAACGACAGACGUGUAUCAUCCAUCAUGCAGAGACCUGGAUUGCAGUUCGUGACUUUACUGUUAUCCUCGUUGACGGUGAUAAGGAUAUCGGUGGUCUCAGGACUUUACUUCCCGCAAUCGGAUCUCACUCUAAAGUUCCCGUACUCGGCUGAGCUCAACGAGGUCAAAUUAAUCGGCCUUAGGACCCUCCGGAACGAUUCCGCUAAGCCGCAAAAUGUGGAGUACCAGAUCCUCAUGCCGCGCGAAGAGCCGUCUCUGAUUUACCUAGGAAAUAAAAGCGACGUCAUACUGCGGAACUUGCCGAGAAAUGGUCCUCUCGACGUCAUCAUCAAAGCGACGGAAAAGAAUUUUGGAGAAGCGGUGCUCGAAAUAAAAGUACAGCCAGUACCGGUGACGGGAAAAACAAUCAAUUGCGCAGAUUUCGUGCAGAACAUGUGCUUCUGGAACACGUCGAGAUACAAGAUUUACGAGAAUCAACCAGUCAACAUGAUUGGCAUGUUCGGCCCGGAGGCAUACAGCUACGUGUGUCCCGAAUUUCGUGUCACCAGAUAUGAAUUAUUGAAUGGAACAGACUAUUUUCACGUAGACGACGGUAAAUUGUUUGCAAACGCGUCCUUAGACCGAGACGUUAUCGGACCUCCGGGGGGACCUGGACCUCACGUCAAGGUCCAGGUGAGAUGCGUUGUUUGGGAGAAAACGGGGACGCAGUACGUACAAACGGAAGUCCUUACCAUCGACGUUCUGGAUGAGGACGACAAUCCUCCGAUAGCGCAAAGAGAAACUUCCAUCGCUAUAACGCUUAAGGAUUUCUCCAAGGAUUCUGAAUUGGUAGACCCCAAUCUUUUGGUCGUGAAGGAUGCGGAUGCGGUGACCACCAACCAGUACAGCGUACGUCUGCUUGGCGAUAUCUCCAACGCGUUAAGCAUGACUUACAAUAUUCUGCCGAUCGAGCACCACACGCGCCCGGAUCAAGUACCUUCCACCGGCAUUUUUCCCAGGAUCGUCGCCAACAGAACGCUGCUGCCGAAAUCACCGUAUCGCGUAGUCCUCCAGGUCACGGAUGAGUCGCUCCUCGCGGGAUACGAGCCGAAUUUGUUGAAUAUCACUAUAACUCUUUCGGGACCGGUACACCAAGCUUUAACAACCGCAGUGCCGUCAGCUGUCCCGAUAUUUUCAUAUCCGACGAAUGCGAAGAUAGCCCGGAUUUCGCCCAGAUAUCUACGCGUGGCGAAGCCUAGUGUGAAGCCGCAUCCGUCAAUAGCUUUCGUCCUGAACGGCUCGAGUGCCUUCAACGUCACCCAACGGGACGGCAUCGUUUACGUGUCCAAUGAAACUAAGCUACGAUCCGAGCCCAGCAACGUUCAACUGAAAUUAAAAUGGAUCGGAGCAGAUGGUACCGCGACGACCAAGACGCUGCGAGUGAAUCUGGUUGAUGUGUCGCAAUCGAAGAUCGUCACGUGCGGAUCGGCUUCAGACGAAAUGUACUCAUGCGCGUUCGCAUUAUCUCGUGAGAUGUGUGAAAAGUCCUGUGGAAUUGGUAGCGGAGUUUUCAGUAAGGGCAGUUUUAACGGUCGAUGCGUUUGGAGGAGCAACAACGCUACUCAAAUGUCGGAAUAUUAUUCCACCUGUUCUCCGAAUCUAUCGUACUGUCCGGAUAACGAAUGCGACGAACUGGAGCGCAGCGUUCCGCACAUGUGUCCGCAGGACUGCACCACCGAAUCUGACGCUCAUUUCGCUCACAUGAACAGCGACGGCCGCGGCAUAAAAAGCGGCCUGCACACUUGCAUCUGCGACGAUCUACUGCAGUGCACCUGUGGGAUCAACUCCUUUUUGCAAGUAGGAAAUGACGUGUCCGGAACGACAAGGGAGGCCAGAGGAAAAUUACGUAAUCGAAAUGACAUUGUCGUGUCGGGUGCGCGUAAAGCGUCCAGUGGACCGUGUGGCCCCACGUGCAUGAUGGGUGUUAUUGGGGCUAGUCUGUUUGUAUUGAUCGUGAUUGUGGGGUCAUUCGUUAUGUGGAGAUAUAGGAUGGCGGCGAAGGGCGCUCGACGGGAAUGCAAACACAGGGUGGACGAUGCGGCAAAUGGUAUUGGUAUUUUGCCGUCCGACUACAUCGAUCGUGGCGAUGGUCUCCUGAUCGGUCUGGAUACGUUCACGGCGGCGAAUCGUCACUUAUUGUUACCGAAGACAUGUCCGCCGGACCCAAAGUGGGAAUUUCCACGAUCGCUCCUGAAGAUCGAGCAGGUGCUGGGCGAGGGCGAGUUCGGGCGCGUUUUGCGCGCCAAGGCCAUGAACAUCGGCGGAAUUUCCGGCCCUACGACCGUCGCGGUGAAGACCCUGAAGGAGGACGCGUGUGCCUCCGAACUGGCGGAUCUGCUGUCUGAAUACCAGCUGCUGAAGGAGGCGCAACAUCCGAACGUGAUUCGGCUGCUAGGUGCUUGCACGACACCGCCGGGAGCGCCCGUCUACCUCAUCAUCGAAUUCGCCGAAUUCGGCUCCUUACGUAACUAUCUGAGGCGCAGCCGGCACUUGGAGUCGGAGUGCAGGAUACCCGCACCGACGUCUCUGCUUUCCACUUCGCCGAUCAACGUCAGCGAGGAGUGUAGCGAUAAUGCAUUGAACUAUACUAUAACGCCGCGCGAUAUUCUCUCGUUCGCCUGGCAAAUAAGUAAAGGGAUGGCGUAUCUUGCCGAUAUUAAGUUGGUGCAUCGGGAUCUUGCGGCGAGAAAUGUUUUGCUUGCAACCGGGAAGGUUUGCAAGAUCUCGGACUUUGGUCUAACUCGCGAUGUAUAUGAGGACGAUGCGUAUUUGAAACGAAGCAAGGGACGAGUGCCGGUAAAAUGGAUGGCACCGGAAUCCCUGGCCGACCAUGUGUACACCAGCAAAUCGGACGUUUGGAGCUUUGGCGUUCUCCUGUGGGAGUUGGUCACGUUAGGAGCCUCCCCGUAUCCUGGAGUGGACGUGCAUAAUCUCUACAAUCUGCUGAAGGCCGGUUACCGUAUGGAGAAGCCAACUAAUUGCUCGCAUCAGUUAUACAAGUUAAUGGUGUCGUGCUGGCAUCAAGAGCCCAGUAUGCGGCCGUCGUUCAAGGAACUAACCAGCCAUUGGGAACGCAUGCUGGAGGAUGGUGUAGAGUAUCUCGAUCUUAAUCCACGAACCGUCCAUAAUCAAGCCUACUUUGCGUCUCUGCAAGUCUUGGACGACGACAAUGGUUCUAGUAACGAUCAGGUGGACAACGGGAUUGCCAACGGAACUCUAAAGACGGACACUGUCAACUACCUCGGCCGGAUAUCUUCCGAGCCUGUCACUAAGUGCGACAAAGUGGAUAAGCUGCAGGCGCUCUGGCAGCCGUCCAUAGCGUCCUUCCCCGAGGAGCCCAUGAAGUCGCCUUACGUGAACGAACGACCUGCGAGCUUGAACGCCAAUCAUUAUGAAAGCCCGAUAAAGCUGAGGAAUGUGAGCGUGGCCAGUAACAGCGAGAACGACCUAAGAACGCCUUCCAACGAACGUCCCCAGUCAUAUAUCGAUAUGCAAGGGAAGAAGUCGACGGAGACGGAGGACCUUUUGGUAUUUGGGAGCGUAGACGACGACAAGAACGACAAUAACGUGACGAACUGAUCUACGUAAAUCUCACGUUGUACACUUGACAAAUGAGAAAAACAAACCAAAACUGAGAAAACAUGAGUUUUCUGAGUCUCGACGAGCUUUCGUUGUCUUGGAACGGACAGGCGAUGAAUGAAAGGAAAUAAAUGUAACCUGAUUGAGGGAACAAUUGUCGAUCGCAAAUUAUGCGAGAAAGAGAGGAUUAUUUAUUUAACGAGGGAGUAUGAGAGAAAUUUGUGUGCGAACAAUUGGAAGCGAAUGAUUUGCGUGAUACGAGAGCGCCAUUGUUUGUGGCAAUCUGCGAGAAUUGCGAGGAACAACGAUGACAUAAUAAUGUGAUGGAUAAAUAAAAAUUUGCAAUUUGUAAGAAAACAAAUAUCAACUCCGUGGAGUUGAAUAAGUCGCGAUUCAAAUUAUAUCGCGCAGAAAUAAUUCCUGAAUGAUUUCUUAAUCGAACGAAGCGCUCUAUAGGAAGUUAGUGGUAAAUUAUAAUACCAAGUGUAAAUUAAUGAUUAAUUUGCCAUGUUUUUAUGUACUUAAAAGUCGUACGGCUGUCUGUCGAUCAUCAUUGGUAAAGCCGCUUUUAAUACUAUUGAUAGUACUUAAUAGUUACGUAUUAUAAUCAUUCGUGCAAUUUCUUAAAAAGACGAUCGUAUUUUCAGCAUUUUAAAAUUGUUCUGUACGUCACGCUAUGCAACUGUGAUGCGGUUUGAGAAUAGUUGCUCAUCGAGAACAAGCUUUUCAAACUGAGGGCCAUAAAUUGUUUCCUAACUAUCGUUAACAGUUUUUCUGUUACAAGUACAAGCUUUAAUGGCGCAAACAAGUGAGAAAACAUUUUCACAGUUAAUUUUCAAAAUUUCACCCGAGGCGCGUAAUUUACGAGCGAUAUUAUCGCUAACUCGUUUGAGGAAGUUUGCAGAUUUGGUCUUCCAUCAAAUCUUUCUUGAUAGAUAGAUUCGUGGUUGUGAAAUUGUACGGCACCUCCUAUUCAACUUGAAACUUAAUCGUCACGCUUCCUUUCGAAACGAGAUACUUUCUAUUGUCGCACUAGCUUAUGUGGCUUUCGUGUGUCCGACACAACGAAGCAGCGGAUCGCACGCAGAACGAAGUGAUACGACCGAAGCGUAAGAGGUAUAGUAUUUUUUACGAGACGUGUGUGCGCGGGCUCCGGUUGGGCGCGACGUCAUAUCCAAAGAAGACUGUGUUUCGCCGUACCUCACUGGGAACGGAAUCGUCCCUUUUGUAUUUAUGUAUAAGACGCAACAUUCCACCCACGAUUAGCUAGUUAUUUAUCGCAUAGAUUUUACAACACGGCUGCGUAUGAUUUCAGAUUUUGACUCUUAUCAUGUUCAAUGUUUCUUCCCCUUGCCUUUUUAAAAUACUCCGGGGCGUUAACAACGAUGUGGAGCACGCGCGUAACGAGCCGAUUAAUAUUGUGCCAUAUUAUUUUCUUGUAACUGAUAUAUCACGAAAACAUAUAAAAGACGCUUUCAAACGAA
Molecule: messenger RNA, 5441 nt
Organism: Solenopsis invicta (red fire ant)
Lineage: Eukaryota; Metazoa; Arthropoda; Insecta; Hymenoptera; Formicidae
Gene: Ret
Product: proto-oncogene tyrosine-protein kinase receptor Ret
Exons: 20
Coding region: 364-3957 (1197 amino acids)
Biological process (GO): positive regulation of kinase activity; protein phosphorylation; cell surface receptor protein tyrosine kinase signaling pathway
Cellular component (GO): axon; signaling receptor complex
Molecular function (GO): transmembrane receptor protein tyrosine kinase activity; ATP binding
Source: RefSeq, a predicted model, not a curated record